AAAAGAGGCGGGACGAAGAGCUGCGGCACUGCUGCCACUGGGCGGCACGGUGUGUGCACGCCGGCCUCUUUAACCUCAUUAUGCGGCCGGUGGAGGCGGUCCUACAGCCGCAUGACGGCCGCACGACAGUUGCUUUGAAUUUCGCGGCCGCGCAACGGAUGCUUUUAACCAGGCGACUGCUUUGAAUGUUGGUCUGCCAGCCCAUGGACCGGCCGGCCCACCAGGAAAUUUCCCGGUAUCCCGGUGUGCCAGUCCGGCCCUGUGCUGAGGAGCAGCUGGCGGAGCUGAGAGCCGUCAUCCUGCUGCAGGGUCAAGGACAGGGAACACUGAGCCGGCUGACCCGGGACACCAUUUUCCAGAACUCAAAGACCAUUUGGGACCUGAAAACCAGUAUCCGGCACGGUGAGGCGAGCCUGCGAGCCGCUGAACAGUAUGAAAAAGACGUCUUAACGCAGGCAUGCAAGGGAUGGGAUUCCAAAAAGAAGCGCGUGGUGCUGUCCGGGACCUCCGUGAAGGAUGCCAGGGAGUAUCUGAAGAAGAACCUUUUCGACACCAUCAAUGCCUAUAAUAUUGUGACACACGAAGUCCGUACACGGGAGAGGAGAAUCCAGGAUUUGAAGGUUGAGUUGGAAGCUCUGAAGAAGACAGUGAAACCAGACAGAAAGCAAUUACAGGACAAGCAGACAAUCCGCGACUUGGAAAAUAAAAUCGAAAAUAUGAAAAUAAAGCUGGACAGUGUGAAGGCGAUGAAAUGGACGUACACUAAGAUCCUGCAGUGCUUAAAAGAUGAAUCCUGGCGUUACCCACUAGAUGUGAAAAAGAUGGAGAACAGCAUUUCCUUUUAUCACAAGGUACUAGAAGACACCACUAAGGUGGCAGAAGAACUCGUUGCAGCCAAACAAACUAUUAAGAUGAAUAUGAAAUCUCUUGAGAGUCAACUUUUAAAGGACAAGCAGACAAGGGACAUCAAUGGAGCAAUUUCUAAGAAGAUUAUGUGGGAACUUGAGCAGGAGAGACGGGACUCGGCAGGCCUCAUGAACAGCGACAAUAAGAGAACUAAGAAGAUACUCCCAGAAGAGUCAAAGGUGGACAGUGACAAAGACAAAAUUCAGAAGGCAGCGAAGUCCAUGGACCCAGCUGAUGAAAUGAUGGGCGUCACGUGUUUAAAAGUCUCGGAGAUCUCAGGGAGGAUCCAAGCCCAGGUUGAGCAGAGUGAAUUUCUCUGCGGGGAAAUCAAGACGAGAACUCGUGAACGUGACACGCUCCGGGGCCAACUGCGUGAGCUGGAAAAGAAAUUCGCCCGCAUGCAAGCCAGGCAGCGCCAGAGAGCCAAAAGGCUUGAGAAGUCGCAGCAGGAGAAACUGAAGGGGGUCCCAUCGAAAGUAGAUUCUGACCAGAAGCUGGCUGUCGUCUUGCAGAAUGGCAUCGACAGCCUGUACAGGAAGCUCUCUGAUGUCAGAAUUAAAGAUAAGGAUGCCGCCAACACUGAGAGCACGGACACGUUAGACAAAAUAAAUGUUGUAGAGGACAAGCUUCGUCAUCUCAUGGAGUCCACCUCCAGCCAGCCAAGUGCCUCCGAGAUCCAGGAUGGCUAGAAGACUAGGACCCGGUGAACGCGAGGACAUGGAGCCGGUCAACGGUUCCACCAGGACCGAAUUGAAAUGACCUCACAGAUAAAAUCUUGAUCCAUUAAUCUCAGGAUAAUACACUAUUAUUCUUUUACGUAACCCCCAAUUUCCCAAGAGAAUCAAUAA
Messenger RNA from Spea bombifrons (plains spadefoot toad), 1754 nucleotides. It is a transcript of the gene CCDC183, whose product is annotated as coiled-coil domain containing 183. The transcript has 13 exons. Bases 186 to 1595 code for a protein of 469 amino acids. The record is from RefSeq and is a predicted model, not a curated record. NCBI's taxonomy places the organism in Eukaryota, Metazoa, Chordata, Amphibia, Anura, Pelobatidae.